AUGGAUCUGCCUCCCUCCGCCCUCUCUACCCUCAUCACGACCUCCGAAUCUCCCAGUCCACUGUCUGCCAGCUCCCUCCAGAUCCUGCACAACCUGCAGCACCAACAUCUCUGGCAAUCGCUGAAAGUCCAUCCCAUCCCCAUCCCCGAUGAUCCAUCUGCGACUCUCUCUUUGCUCUCUGGAAUCCCUCCGCAUCGGAUCUACACCCACCCGGACGAGCAGCUCUACAUGCUACAGCGGGGACUGCGCGAGGAGGACGUAGAGUUGGAACGUCUGUUUGUCCUUCCCACCGUACAGGGCCAGUCGUGGAGUUUGCGCAAGCUCGCCGCCGUGUUUGACUCGCUCCCGGAAGGGACCCGGGCAGAGGAGGAAGAAGCCUUGGAGGAAACGCGGAACGAUAAGACUGCGCAGCUGUCUGAAUACUACGAAUAUCGAAAGAAGGCCCGUCAGACCAAAGAAUGGGGAGGGAAGAGGCUCCUCCUGGCCAUGGUGGAUCGGGGAAUGGGCGGUGAUGGCACUGUGGUCUACUACGUCAUUCAGGAAGGCGCCGUGAAACCCCGACAGAAUUAA
This is a messenger RNA of Aspergillus tanneri, 570 nucleotides long. RefSeq lists its product as uncharacterized. The record is from RefSeq and is a predicted model, not a curated record. Gene Ontology annotation, biological process: tRNA-type intron splice site recognition and cleavage; tRNA splicing, via endonucleolytic cleavage and ligation. NCBI's taxonomy places the organism in Eukaryota, Fungi, Ascomycota, Eurotiomycetes, Eurotiales, Aspergillaceae. Gene Ontology annotation, cellular component: tRNA-intron endonuclease complex. Gene Ontology annotation, molecular function: nucleic acid binding. The transcript has a single exon. The coding region runs from base 1 to 570 and encodes 189 amino acids.